AUGCCAGCACGUGACAGUCUAGUCUACCAGACGUCAGAAGAGAGAUCUCCCAACGUCUCUUCCCGUUCUCCAGCAACUCAACCACUCAACCCCACACGCAUCCUUUCGAAAACAGUCAUCACUUCUCAUCACUUUGGUCAUCGAUCCGCCACCAUGCUGAGUGUAGCGGACUACCAGAAAAAAUACGACGAGAUUUCAGCCAUCCGUCAGGCUGCGAAGAGCGACUGGACCAUUCCGAACGCUAGGAAGAGGGAGAUAGCCCACGAGUACAGGGCCGCUUACAAAGAGCUCCGAGCUGCUUCUGCUGCGGCAAUGGCCGCUGCAGCCCGGCCGUCUUCCACCGCUCCCAAGAAGCAAGAAUAA
Molecule: messenger RNA, 363 nt
Organism: Metarhizium robertsii ARSEF 23
Lineage: Eukaryota; Fungi; Ascomycota; Sordariomycetes; Hypocreales; Clavicipitaceae
Exons: 1
Coding region: 1-363 (120 amino acids)
Source: RefSeq, a predicted model, not a curated record